Messenger RNA from Paramecium pentaurelia, 476 nucleotides. Lineage: Eukaryota; Ciliophora; Oligohymenophorea; Peniculida; Parameciidae. The record is from the annotation of a GenBank genome assembly.
AUGAAUAAAAUUGAAGUUUUAAAACAAGGCAAUCAAGUAACCAACUAAUUAAGAGAUGAAUUAGUCAAUCUCUUUUCUAUGACUGAUACAGAAGAUCCAUAUCUUUUAAGCAAAAGAGCUGAAACUAUUAAGUCAGAGAUUGAGUAACGAUUUAGUAAAUUUAACGAUCUAUCUAGAGUAUCGAUGGAAUAUCAUUCUUUUUAAAAAUGAUGCUCAAUUUGAAUUUUCUUUUGUUUUUUCAGAAGAGUUUACUCUUGAACUAAAAUCAGAAGAGUAUGGCUUGUUGGCUUACAUUAUACCAGAUUAACCAUUAACUUAAUAUGAACCAAGAAGAGAUUUUGGUGUAAGAAAGCCAUAUUACAAAGAUGUAAUAGAUAAAUAAUAGUAUGAAACUAAUAAGUAAAUUGAUAUAUAAUUCAAUAGUUCGGUAAUUAGUUAUCCUGGUAUCAGAUAUUAUCCUACAUAUUAUCCUUGAA